Molecule: messenger RNA, 1691 nt
Organism: Branchiostoma floridae (Florida lancelet)
Lineage: Eukaryota; Metazoa; Chordata; Leptocardii; Amphioxiformes; Branchiostomatidae
Product: pre-mRNA-splicing factor RBM22-like
Exons: 11
Coding region: 65-1429 (454 amino acids)
Cellular component (GO): U2-type catalytic step 2 spliceosome; Prp19 complex; U2-type catalytic step 1 spliceosome
Molecular function (GO): metal ion binding; pre-mRNA binding; U6 snRNA binding
Source: RefSeq, a predicted model, not a curated record
UAUAAGUUACGAAGGGCGCUACUGCGCAAGUCCAGCCUGGUUUGCUAGGCCUGGCGUCAUCAAGAUGGCGACUUCCUUGGGUGCAAACACAUACAACCGGCAAAACUGGGAAGAUUCGGAGUUCCCUAUUCUGUGCCAGACAUGCUUAGGAGAUAACCCUUACAUACGGAUGACAAAGGAGAAAUUUGGAAAAGAAUGCAAGAUCUGCCAGCGCCCCUUCACAGUGUUCCGGUGGUGUCCGGGAGCGAGGAUGAGGUUUAAGAAGACGGAGGUUUGUCAGACGUGCAGCAAACUGAAGAACGUCUGUCAGACCUGCCUGCUGGACCUGGAGUAUGGUUUGCCAGUGGAGGUUCGUGAUCGUGCCUUGCAGCUGAAGGACGAUGUCCCCAAGUCUGAUGUCAACAAGGAAUACUAUACUCAGAACAUGGAGAGGGAGAUUGCCAACACAGACGGCUCCAAAGCCGUGGGCACGUUGGGUAAGGCCCAGGCGCCCAGCGACAUGUUGCUGAAGUUGGCACGGACCACGCCGUACUACAAGAGAAACCGUCCCCACAUCUGCUCCUUCUGGGUCAAAGGUGAAUGUAAGAGGGGAGAAGAGUGUCCAUACAGGCACGAGAAGCCAACAGAUCCGGAUGACCCCUUGGCAGACCAGAACAUCAAGGACCGCUACUAUGGGGUCAACGACCCUGUGGCUAACAAACUGCUGAAGAGAUACGACAACAUGCCGUCUCUGAAGCCGCCAGAGGACCGUUCCAUUACAACUCUGUACAUAGGGGGGCUGGGGGAUAAGAUCACUGAACAGGAUCUUAGGGAUCAUUUUUACCAGUUUGGUGAGAUCAGGUCGAUAACGAUGGUUGCUAGGCAACAGUGUGCGUUUAUCCAGUUCACGUCACGGCCGGCGGCGGAGAUGGCAGCGGAGAGAACCUUCAACAAACUCAUCAUCAACGGGCGCCGGCUCAGCGUCAGAUGGGGUCGUUCUCAGGCGCAGGGGAAGGACAAGAAGCUGGAACACUCUGAGCUGGACAUGAGCCUGGCACCGGUGCCGGGGCUACCCGGGGCUCUGCCGCUACCCCCUGGUGAGAUGACAGGGUCAACACCCAACUAUUUCAACCUACCCCCCCAGCCACAACCCCCUCACAGCUCUGGCCAGAUGCUGCCACCCCCUCCACUGGGCAUGCCACCCCCCUUGCCGCCAGGAAUGGCACCACCAGGAAUGCCGCCUCGCGGGUUGAUGCCCGGUUUCAGAGGACCGCCUCCCGGACUCCGGCCGCCCGGCUUCCAGCCGCCUCCCAUGAUGCCGCAGGGCCAGGGUCCGCCGCCACCCAUGCGAGGCCCCGCCCCCAUCCACUACCCCUCGCAGGACCCCCAGCGGAUGGGGUCGCAGGCACAGCAACCUCCAGCACCCACCCAGCCCCCUCCCAAGAACUAGCUCCCAAUAGGAUCACAACAGGGGUUUUUUUGCAGUGUUGUGAGGCUACCGCAAAAAUAAGACUCACCAACUCAAGAUUUAUAGUACUCUGCACAUGACUGUGAUUAUAUAAACAAUUCAGAUGUACCUGGAAACUUCUAGUUAAACUAUCCAGUAUGGCAGGUUGUGCAAGUACCCUGUAAGAUACUGUAAAUGCAUUUAAGUUCGCGGGGAUUUAAUUUCGCGGUAGCGGGAAAAGGGACUUUUCGCGGUGGAUUUAAGU